Molecule: messenger RNA, 1497 nt
Organism: Cloeon dipterum
Lineage: Eukaryota; Metazoa; Arthropoda; Insecta; Ephemeroptera; Baetidae
Product: solute carrier family 35 member G1-like
Exons: 6
Coding region: 352-1404 (350 amino acids)
Cellular component (GO): membrane
Source: RefSeq, a predicted model, not a curated record
UGAACAGGUGAGGCCUAGAGAUUGUUGCAAAGUAAUGAAAUGUUAGUCACAAGACCCGGCGCUGGACCAAAAACAGCAAAAACCUGUUUUCCGCUACCGCAUUAUUUUGAGGCCCAAGGUACCAGGAUAGCAAAGCAGUUCUGCGUGACGCUCACGAGGCAGCAAGGAGUGCCCCCCUCGAAAGUAGCGAAGCUACGUAGUUGUUUCAUCUUGCUUCUGGUCCAGCUAACCUUUUACAUCUUUUAGUCCCACCAAGAGCACCAAUGUCGCUGGUCACACACGUGCCAAAUGCGCCGCCGGAGAAAUUUUAGGUGAAACUUUGCAACUUGCAUUCUAGUCUUAUUGGAAAUAAUGCCUAAGAAUGGAAGUUCAGAUAGCAGUGAGAGUUCGGAUCUGGUCACCAGCAGCCCGGCUAAUUAUGAAGCGAUCAAAUCUGGAGCCGAACUGGAGAAGCAGAUUCUUGAGGAUCUGGAAAAACGGCAACCGCAAAUGUUGAAAACCAACUGGUGGGCGAUUCUGCUCACAUUCAUCUCGGGAGUGUGCUUCACAGCCUCCACAGCGUUGAUAAAAGGGUUGAACACCAUCGACCCGAUGGACCUGCUGCUGCUAAGGGGACUGAUCCAGUUUGUAGCAAUUACGCCGUUCGUCAUUUACGAGCGGAAAAAUCCGUUCGGUCCGCCCAGCGUCAGACUCUACCUCCUUUUGCAGGGCGUCAUCGGCGGUUUGACACUGGUGGCGCUAUUCUUCGCCACCAGACGCCUGCCCCUCGGAGACUCAACCACCGUUAUAUACAGUUCGCCAAUUUUCGUCGUGCUCAUGUCCUACGUUUUCCUCAAGGAGGCCUGCGGAUUUUUUCGCACCUUGGUCAUUUUUGUGCUCAUGACGGGAGCAAUAUUUGUCCUGCAACCACCGAUAUUUUUCCAAGAGAAUGCGGAGAACUGGGACGUCUGGGGCUACACUGCGGCCAUCCUGUGCGCCUUCUUCACGGCGAUCAACAUCGUGCUGAUGCGAAAGUGCAAGGAGGUGCACUACUCGCUGCUCGUGUUCCACUUCAGCGUCUGGUGCACCGUCAUGGCCCUGAUUCUGAAUUUCGUGCCUGGACCCUGGGAGUCUGGUGGCAACCUGAUCGACGCAACCCUAGUUCAGUGGGUGUUCGCCGUGCUGGUCGGAAUCCUCGGACUCGUCGGACAGGUUUUGCUCACUAGGGCGCUCAGCAUGGAAGGCGCCGGAAAAGUGUCCGUCACCAGGACGCUCGACAUCGUCCUUGCGUUUGUCGUUCAGGUCUUUUGGUGGGAGCAAGUUCCUGGCUGGAUGUCGAUUUUAGGGGCGUUUUUGGUGUGCAUCAGCGUCGCCGCGAUUGGAACAGAGGAGCAGAUCGGCCGAUUCGCCGCAGUAAUUCCUUGAGCGCAAUCAAAGUAAUUAUACUCGUAGAAAUGUCUUAUUUGUAUUUUUCCUUCGUGUCAGAUUGUAAAAUAAAAUUAUACAUGCACACACACA